Molecule: messenger RNA, 1938 nt
Organism: Torulaspora globosa
Lineage: Eukaryota; Fungi; Ascomycota; Saccharomycetes; Saccharomycetales; Saccharomycetaceae
Gene: KEX1
Product: serine-type carboxypeptidase
Exons: 1
Coding region: 1-1938 (645 amino acids)
Biological process (GO): proteolysis; apoptotic process
Cellular component (GO): trans-Golgi network
Molecular function (GO): serine-type carboxypeptidase activity
Source: RefSeq, a predicted model, not a curated record
AUGUUACCAUGGUCGUACUUGGGUUGGAUCUCCUUUACGCUCGCUUUGGCUCGCGGUUUGCUCACCGCAGGGGAUUACUAUGUGUCGCCCGAGCUAAUACCAGGACUGUCGGCGAUUGAGGACGAGGAAUUGGUCCCAGAGAUGUAUGCUGGACAUAUCCCAUUUGAGGGUGAGAACGAGGGCGAGAUUAUGAAGUAUUUCUUCUGGAAGUUCUGUCACCCCAGACAGUACUCUGACACUCUGGUUUUCUGGUUUAACGGUGGUCCUGGAUGUUCUUCUAUGGAUGGUGCCCUUUUGGAGACCGGUGCUUUCCGGAUUAAUUCCGAUGGCAAGGCGUAUCUGAACCCUGGCUCUUGGCACACUCGGGCAGACAUUGUCUAUGUGGAUCAGCCUGUUGGCACAGGCUUCUCAACUUCCAGCAGUGAGCCACCAAGCUACGACGAUGACCUCCUGCUGGUCACAGAGCAUUUCAUGGGGUUUCUGGACAGCUACUUCCAGUCUUUUCCGGAUGAUUUGGCGAAAGAAAUCAUUCUGGCAGGAGAAAGCUAUGCUGGUCAGUAUCUGCCCUUCUUCGCGGAAGCCAUUAUGAAGCACAACGCUGAUUUGGAAGACAAGUACAUUAAGUAUGACCUGAAAGCUAUUCUCAUAGGAAAUGGGUGGGUUGAUCCUAACACGCAAUCGCUGUCGUAUUUGCCCUUCGCUGUGGAGAAAGGCCUGAUCGAAAGGACUAAUCCACACUUCUCCGACCUCCUCAGGGCCCAUGAGGACUGUCAAAAUGUCAUCAACCGCCAUGUGGAUGGAACAGAUCAAAAAUUCGCCUACGAGGAAUGCGAACAGAUAAUCACUUUACUUUUAAAAUUCACGAAGGACACGUCUUCUGACGCCGCCGAGGAUGAAGUUUGUUUGAAUGUCUAUGAUUAUACUCUAAGAGACUCCUACCCUUCAUGUGGAAUGAAUUGGCCCUCUGAGUUACCUAAUAUACCGAAAUUCUUCAGCACGCCCGGCGUUAUGGAAGCCUUACAUUUGGAUGCAGAGAGCGUGCCAAGAUGGCAUGAAUGUGACACGGGAGUGCUAAAAUCAUUGAAGAACUUGAGAUCUAGGCCAUCAGUUGAGCUCCUUCCUUCGAUCCUUGAGUCUGGAGUGGAGGUCUUACUCUUUAACGGUGACCAUGAUUUGGUAUGCAAUAACAAGGGUGUUCUGGAUUAUGUAGGCAAUCUCAAUUGGGGCGGACAGAGAGGUUGGAGCGAUAAGAAGCAAUCUUAUGAGUGGUACCACCUCAAUUCCGAGUCGUAUGCGGAAGAGCUUGCUGGCUAUGUGGAGCACGAUAGAAAUUUAACGUUUAUCAGCAUUUACAAUGCGUCACAUAUGGUUGCGAAUGACCAUAGUCUGGUGAGCAGAGGAGUGCUGGAUAUUUAUAUGAAUAACGUCCUUCUCGAGGUGAUUGAGGGAGAAAACUUUUUACUGAGUGCUGAUGACCUCGAUACUUUGGAGGACGAUGAAGACGACGAGGAAGAUCAUAAAGAGGACAACGAGAUCACUGAUGAUGAAAGCUCAGAUGAUAAUGAGAUUGACGAUGGAGAAAAUGGAGAUAACGACGAUAUUUCUGAGUCACCAAACUUAGAGAAUAGCACAUUGCUUAAAAAAGUGAAGAGUUUUAUCGUGGCCACCAUGAGUUUGUCUCUCUUUGGAGCAAUUUGCUAUUAUCUGUAUCUGAAAAGAUUCAAGCGUAGAAGACGUGCGAUCCUCGUGGAUCCAACGAACAGACAUGACAGCCAGAACAAGACAGUGUCAUGGGCGGAUGAUCUCGAGACAGGCACUGAAUCCGACCUUGACCAGGCGCAAGGUAGAAAAGCUCCAACAGGCGGCAGGAAGAAGAACUCGUAUACUAGUGUUCCAAGUACUGACUUGGAUGAAUCUUUCGAGUUGGAUGACUUUUAG